Molecule: messenger RNA, 1158 nt
Organism: Microsporum canis CBS 113480
Lineage: Eukaryota; Fungi; Ascomycota; Eurotiomycetes; Onygenales; Arthrodermataceae
Exons: 3
Coding region: 1-1158 (385 amino acids)
Source: RefSeq, a predicted model, not a curated record
AUGCUCUGCCGUCUGCUCGAUCUGAUGGAGCCAACGUUCUUGCGGCCCUCCACAGGGCCGCCGAGUGAACACGGUGCUUUCCAUAACCCUCACACGUCUCCUCCAUCACCAGACCUGGAUGUGGCCAUCACCGGUUUGCCGGGUGAGAUUUGGAACAUGAUAUCCAGACACGACGUUGGCAGGCUGGAGUUUCUCGUCAGGCUGGUCGGUCAGCUUGAAGCACCGGGCCUCGGUCCGCUGGUGAUACCGGAUUCCAGAUUCGAUGUGGACACCGUAGAUAUCCCGGGAGCCAUCAUGCGGAUCCAUCUCGUCAGGCUUGGAGGUCGGACAUAUAUCAGCCACGUAUCUGAUCCCGGCAGCAGUGGGGAUGCUGAUACUCGGCAGCCCUACAGAGACUAUCAGUUUGGCGAGAGCAAGUAUCUGGCCGUCAAGACCGAUGGCAUCGGCGUAGUGGACCUGGCCCUGGAUGAGAGCCAGGGUCGACCGAACUGGAUAUUCGACAGCCAUACCUCUCCGUUCGGUAAGGAGAUGUCCAGGGUCAGAGACGCGGAUCUGCACAGACUACGGCUCAUUCGUGAUUCAAUGAAAUGCCGGGCCAUACUCACCACAAACCGAGGCGGUGUAGAACCGUACUUUGAUGCAGAUUCCAUGCCCCCCGGGAACUCAUGGAUCAACUCCAGCCUCAGAAUAGGUUCAUGGCCCACUGAACAGACUGACCCUUCCACCUACCUUGCACAUGCUCGAUACAUCUCAUUCGAACAUGCAGAGACCAUCACUUUCUACCUAAAUCUCAUUCGUCUAGGUAUUACCGAGAUAUACGUCAACGACUCGCAGCACCACAGAGGCCACUGCGUCCGCUUUCCCGACCUGCGUUCAAGCCGGACGCUGAAGGUCUCCGUUUGCCGACUGGGCGCGGGCCAACAGCACCCAUUCAUCCAGUUUAAUAUUGAUGGCCAGUGGGUUCCUGCUCUCCCGCACAGCGGCAUUAUCAUUCAGCAGGUAGUGCUGGAUAAUGUCAUCGGCAUCUGGCUAGGGGAUACCUUCCCGCUUGAACCAGUGCAUAUCGGCGUCGUGAGAGACGAGUCUGCGCCCUGUCUUCUUCCCAGGGACCAAAUGAUGAAGGUCCCGGAUUUAUCCAUGUUCACCAGCCGAUGGUAG